AUGGCGGACUACCAAACCCCCAAGAAAACCAGGAUCUUCUUCAAUGAGGUGAAGUAUGCAUCACACGACUGCGAUCACUACAACCUGCUUGAUGUGACUGUUCAGCUAAACGGGUACCGACAAUCGUGGAAGUAUUUCUACUCUGUUGCUGCCAAUGGCUUCUUUUGGUUCAAGUGGGGCUCCGCCUACAAGAAGUAUCCUUUUUUCCCCACACAACGAGGCACGCAGGAACUAAAUGGCAAUGGUGCCUAUCUGGGAUGUCGGUCAAUGCGGUCACGGUUGCUGUCGUCAUAUGGUCUCUCAGUGCCAAGAGAUACAGUCCUCCAGCUUCAGCGUGAGUUAGACAUGAGGUCUUGCCAUCGGCUACCAAGGCGUGUCUACAUUAACAAAGGACCAAAUUAUCUCGUCCAUAUCGACGGUAAUGAUAAAUUAAAACCAUAUGGUUUUGCAAUUCACGGAGCCAUAUGCGGGUUCUACUGGAAGAUAUUGUGGCUUGAAGUGUCUAACACGAACAACAAUCCAUACGUUGUUGCCUCUUACUUUCUGAAUUUUAUUGAAACGCUGCAAGGUGUCCCAAGAUGCAUCAGAAUGGACGCAGGGACCGAGAACGGUGUCAUUGAAGACAUGCAGAAAUCAUUCAGGUGGCGACACACUGAUGAAAUGGCAGGGGAGAGUUCUGUUAUAAUUGGAAGUUCUAAUUCAAACCAAAGGAUAGAAAGGUGGUGGAGAUCCAUGAAGGAAGGUGGCAUUGCUUUCUGGAUAGAUCUUUUCAAAGAUUUACAGAACACAAAUGCCAUCAAUUUUUCUGAUGAUUUUGAAAGGGACUGUCUCCGAUACAGCUGUAUGGACGUGAUUCAGGCGGAUCUAAACAGAAUAAGAGACGAGUGGAAUACACAUCUGCCGAGGCGGGUAAACGGUCAGCUUAAUGGGAGACCAGAUUUGAUGUACAGCAUGCCAGAAAUGUAUGACGCCCACGACUACAAGUUUCAAGUGUGCGCAACGGACGUUGCCGACUUGUUGCAGUGUUGCACCCGACCUCGUCCCAAAGGAGUAGACGAUGACUUUCAGACUCUGUGCGACGAAAUCGUCCGCAACCAGGCAAUGCGUCCGCCCUCCAACAGCCAGGAAUGUUUAGUCUUAUUUGAUCUACUGACUGCCACAUUAACUCACUAG
Haliotis rufescens (red abalone) is the source of this 1173-nucleotide messenger RNA. RefSeq lists its product as uncharacterized. Lineage: Eukaryota; Metazoa; Mollusca; Gastropoda; Lepetellida; Haliotidae. The record is from RefSeq and is a predicted model, not a curated record. The transcript has 10 exons. The coding region runs from base 1 to 1173 and encodes 390 amino acids.